Messenger RNA from Prionailurus viverrinus (fishing cat), 2648 nucleotides. It is a transcript of the gene POLM, whose product is annotated as DNA polymerase mu. The coding region runs from base 80 to 1741 and encodes 553 amino acids. Lineage: Eukaryota; Metazoa; Chordata; Mammalia; Carnivora; Felidae. The transcript has 11 exons. Gene Ontology annotation, molecular function: DNA-directed DNA polymerase activity; DNA binding. The record is from RefSeq and is a predicted model, not a curated record. Gene Ontology annotation, biological process: double-strand break repair via nonhomologous end joining. Gene Ontology annotation, cellular component: nucleus.
UCUUCCGGGUCGUCCCCGGGCGGCUCUAGGCGCUCCUCGAGUCAUUUAAGUAAAAGGCGUGUCCUCUGGUGCUAAUGGCAUGGAGGAGGGGCGUCGCGCGCGCGGAGCUCGUUGGGAGCCUGGGGGCCUACACAGCGCUUCUAGGGGCCUAAGUUGCCUGCGGCUGGACCGGCUCGCACGAGACCGCCAGGUGCCGCUUCCCCUUCCAGCCAGCCUCCGCCGCUUUCCUUCCAACUUUCGCGUGCCUUCUUUCCGGCGCCCGCCCGCGGCCAGAGCCAGGAUGCUUCCGAAGCGGCGGCGAGCGUGGGUCGGGUCCCCUGGCGGUCCUGCCCCCUCCGCGGCGCGCUUCCCCGGUAUUGCCAUCUACCUGGCCGAGCCGCGCAUGGGUCGCAGCCGCCGGGCCUUCCUCACGCGCCUGGCCCUCUCCAAGGGCUUCCGGGUCCUGGAUGCCUACAGCUCUGAGGUGACACAUGUGGUGAUGGAACAGACCUCAGCGGAGGAGGCCAGCACCUGGAAGGAGCACAGGGCGGUGGCAGGCUCUCCGCAGGGCCGCACCAGCCCAGUGCUGCUGGACAUAAGCUGGUUCACAGAAAGCAUGGCAGCUGGGGAGCCCGUGCCUGUGGAGCCCCGGCACUGCCUGGAGGUGGCCAUGCCCGGGAAAGGGCUGCCAGGCUCAGUAUGGAUGCCACAGUAUGCCUGCCAGCGCCCCACUCCCCUCACACACCACAACAGCAGCCUCACGGAGCCUCUGGAGAUGCUGGCGGAGGCGGCUGGCUUUGAGGGCAGUGAAGGCCGCUUCCUCUCCUUCUACAGAGCGGCCUCGGUGCUCAAGGCCCUUCCGAGCCGGGUCACAGCCAUGAGCCAGCUGCAGGGGCUGCCCCACUUUGGAGAACAUUCCUGCAGGGUCAUCCAGGAAGUGCUGGCACAGGGAGUAUGUGAGGAGGUGGAGAGAAUCCGAUGCUCAGAGAGGUACCAGACCAUGAAGCUUUUCACCGGGAUCUUCGGGGUUGGGGUAAAGACUGCUGACCGGUGGUACCGAGAAGGGCUGCGGACCCUCGACAGCCUCCAAGAGCAGCCCCAGAGGCUGACCCAGCAGCAGAAAGCAGGACUCCUGCACUACCAGGACCUGAGUGUGCCGCUCCAGCGACCCCAAGUGGAGGCCCUGCAGCGGGUGGUGGAGGCAGCCGUGGGGCACAUCCUUCCCGGGGCCACCGUCACGCUGGCCGGGGGCUUUCGGAGGGGCAAGUUGCAGGGCCACGACGUGGAUUUCCUCCUCACCCACCCCCAGGAGGGCCAGGAGGCAGGGCUGCUGUCCAGAGUGAUGCACAGCCUGCAGAGUCAGGGCCUUGUCCUGUACCACCAGCACCACCACGGCCACUGUGCAGAUGCCGCCUGCCCGCCCCGGCAGAACCAUGCCAUGGACGGCUUUGAGAGAACCUUCUGUAUCUUCUGCCUGCCUUCACCCCCAGGGGCUGCUGUGGGGGGCGCCCGGAGGGCCGUGCGGGUAGACCUGGUGGUGGUCCCUGUCAGCCAGUUCCCCUAUGCCCUGCUGGGCUGGACCGGCUCGAAGCAUUUCCAGCGGGAGCUGCGCCGCUUCAGCCGGAAGGAGAGAGGGCUGUGGCUGAACAGCCAUGGGCUGUUUGACCCCCAGCAGAAGAAACAUUUCCAUGCAGCUUCAGAGGAAGACAUCUUCAGACACCUGGGCCUGGAGUACCUUCCCCCAGAGCAGAGAAAUGCCUGACCCAGCCGCUGGCCCAGUCUGCUCUCUGGAGAGGCAGGCCCUGUGGAUGCCCUCGGCCGCUGGAAGUCUCCAGGGCAAAGAUGCACUGUGGCCCCAGGUCCUCACCCCACACCCAGGCCCGGAUAUAAUGAAAUGAGCACAUGUAACAAACCAAGCUCUGUUUUUUUGUGCUGCUGGCUGCCCAGGGGGUGUGGUGCUGAUUCUGUGCAGAGGCCCAUCCUGCUGGGUGUUGGUCGGGGGCAGGGCUGUGUGACCCUGGGUCAGUGAGGACCUGAAGGCACCUUCUCUGUGGGCUGGUUGUGGAACUCGAGGUGGCGGAUGGCAAGUGCUUUGUGCGGUGGGGGUGGGGGGGUUGUCCACCUGCUGUGUAGCCAGCCACUGGGGAGGACAGGGCCCAGAGGUAGGAGCUGGGGGCAGGGGGAGAAUUUCCAGGGCCCGUCCACCACCUUCCAGCCAGGCUUCCUGUCUCUGCCUCUGCUCUUCUAAGGUCUGUUCUCAGAAGGCCUUUGUCAGCAGGUCCUGUUGCACCCCUCGUUGCUCCAGGCACACACUCGUGCUCAGCGAUUCCAAAGGCUCACAGUGGCCCCCAGAGCCCUGGCCACCCCUGACCACUGGCCUCGUCUGUUCUCCCACUGCUUUGAGCCAGGUGCCUUCCUGCCCCGGUGCCCAUGUGAACUGCCCCAGACACCCACGAGGCCAGGGCAGGUCUCAGCCUUUCCUGGAGGGGCCUUGGCCAUGCAGUGUUCUCUGCUCCUCAAAUCCCCAAGCCUGCUCCGGCCUCAGUACCUUUGCCACAGGACCGUCCACUAGAAGGCCUCUCCUGACUCAGGUCUCUGUCUGUUGAGGACUUUCCUGACCACUCGCUGCGUUAAGAAAUAUUUUUUUAAAUAACAUGCAGACAAAUUGA